AUGUCCGAAGAGGGACUUCUGGCGCAAGAGAUCAUAGUCAUUGCAUUGUCCGUCCUGGUACUCGUCGCGCUGCUCGGCUUCCUCAUCACCUUCAAUGUCACGGCUGGCGAUUUACGGCCCCAGCGCUACAGGGAUACCGGGCAGUGGGUGAACUCCCGCAAGGAGGCAGCCAGGGUCAUCGAUGCCUUGCAGGAAGAAUCCUUCAUCGAGAGCGUGCGGCGGCGCAGCGUUACACUAGCGGAAGACCUCAAGAGAGAGCUCAUGAGCCUCAAGCGCAAGAUGUCCAUGUCGACGCCGCUCCUCGAACUCGAGCCACGACCCGAAGACCUGCGCGUCACCAACGCGCUGCAGAGUUUCACAUUAUCGCCGGGGCUGCAGAUGACGCCUACGAAGUCUGGUGACACGCAAGAUGUGGUUGAGAACCGCACCAGAGACUCGUUUGCGCUGACGACUGGAAGAGAGUCGCUCGUCGCCAUGGAGAGGAAGAGGUCGACCCGUUCGACGUCCGAGUGUGCAAGCUGUGACCUGGAGGCGCAACAUGAUGACGAUUCGUCCUCGCCGUGA
Purpureocillium lilacinum is the source of this 564-nucleotide messenger RNA. RefSeq lists its product as uncharacterized. The record is from RefSeq and is a predicted model, not a curated record. NCBI's taxonomy places the organism in Eukaryota, Fungi, Ascomycota, Sordariomycetes, Hypocreales, Ophiocordycipitaceae.